This is a messenger RNA of Solenopsis invicta (red fire ant), 3823 nucleotides long. RefSeq lists its product as uncharacterized. The transcript has 8 exons. Gene Ontology annotation, cellular component: nucleus. The coding region runs from base 540 to 3302 and encodes 920 amino acids. Lineage: Eukaryota; Metazoa; Arthropoda; Insecta; Hymenoptera; Formicidae. The record is from RefSeq and is a predicted model, not a curated record.
AGAAAAUGGACAAAAAAAAUCUUAUUAGUACGAAUAUAAUUUCUAUUCUAAUUUUUUAUUGAUUAGUUUUUAGUCCACCUUGUCGAGCUUUGAUCAAAGGAACUUGUUUUUAUAGGUUCCAGUAUCUAGUUCGAUGAGUUGUGUGGAUUCUUUGUCGACAACAGAACUGAACCAAACUGAACCUAGCCAAUGAGUUUAGUGUUUGAUGUUCCUGAAACCGUAGUGUUGCGAAUCUGCACGGAAGUUCGUUGGAAUUGUAUCUGGAAUUUUGCGAUAUAAUAAAUGUGAAUGUGUGCAACGUAAAUAAACCUCAUUGACCUUUUAACCCCAUAAACAUUUCUUACCCUUACCGAAAUCCUCCAUUUGUUUGAUAAUUGUGUUGACAUCGUUUCAUCUCUCGGUGUGUUUAUGCCUCUCCCUCCUGCCACUAUUUAAGACCGUGACUGUGAAAAACUUUGAGAUUGUUCAAGCGAGAAAUAAACUCGUGAGAAAUAAACGGUUAUUUUGGAGUAAAUGAGAAAAUAACGAGACUGGAAACGAUGUCUAAUUGGCACGUGGGUGACUCUGUGUACGAUUCACAAAAUUUUAUUCUACGACUCUCCGAGAAUUCUGUUACUUCCUCCACUGAUAACUCUUCGCUGCAACGUUUUGCUGCAAAGAAGAAGACGAAAGAUGAGGGCGAUGUGAUUGUGAUCAGCGACUCUAGUUGUAGCCCUUCCCCUGAGCACACUAAAUUAAAAUGGAGAUCUAAAUCGACUUCUCGCAAUGUUCGGAAUAAAAAAUACCGAGAACUUUUAGAGAGUUCUUCCUCAGAGCUCGAAAAGGAAAAUGAGUCUGAUUCAUCAUAUGGCAAUAGAUUCUCAAAGAAAAAAUUUGCAAACAGAACUGAACAAAUUGACAGGUCAUCAUUAAUUUCCAACGAUUUGACUUCUGAUAGAUUAUUUGAAGCCUUACUAGCUUCUAAUAAUGUCUCGACUGAUAAAACUGGUAACAAUGCAAACUGUAAUAGAAAUCAAAUAAAUAAAUCCAAAAGAUUCAUUGGUGAAUCAAAGGGUCACAUUAAUGAUAGAAGUCCUGUAAUUAUAGAUCAAGAAAUAAAUUCGAAAGUAAGAGAAAAAUACAAUACUGAAGAGAGAAAUAAAGCAAUUAAACCAAGCUGUGCUUUAUAUGAUAGUUCCAAUGUUCUCAGUAAACAUCCAACUUUUAAUGCUCCAAAGAAGGAUAGCACAGGUAAAGUUGUACUUACAAAGAAACAUACGCAUAAAAUUUUACAGAAUAUAAAGUAUACACAGGUCACGUAUGAUUCGCCCAAAGAGAAAAAAGAAACCAAUGUAAUAAUUGACGAGAGUACAGAUGGAGAGGAAGACAUAAUGCAUCCAGCCUUAUCGUUUAAUAGAAAGGAUCCCAGUGACAAUUCCUACAGACCUCUGUCUGAAAAGAAAAAGAAUGAAAUUAAGCAGUGGCUUCUAACAAAUGGUUCUGAUUCUCAAAGCGAUAGUUCUUUCAAUACUAUACCCCCGAGUAACAGAAACAGUAAGUCUGGACAUAGCAGUCUAGAAAGAUUUGAACAGACCUAUGAAACUCCAAAUAACAGAGGAAAAAUCAACAAAGCAUGGACUGAUGAGAAACAAGAGACAAUUGUAAGUUCUGGCAAUGUGAUUCGUUCAGUCUUGGGGCAUUCUUUAGAACAGAUCUAUGAAACUCCAAAUAACAAAAAGCAAAUCAAUAAAGUGCACACUGAUAAGAAGCAAGAGGCAAUUGUAAAUUCUCCUUCAGUCUUGAUGCAUCCAAAAACAGUGGACCAAUAUUUUAAAAAGUCCAAGAAAAAGUCUGAAUUUUGCACACCAGAUAAUAAAUCAAAACUUUUACCAAAAGCACAAACUGACAAAAAAGCUACUUCAACAGUAAAUACACUUGAAACUAAGGUAACGGACUGUGCGGAUAUUUUGGAUAAACUGUAUGGUAGAGCAUGGAGAGAUAAAGCUAAUGCAGUCCUGCCAACGAAUGAACCAAGAAAGACAUCUGGUCAGUCAAUAAACAGGAUUGUUCAAACAAAACGGAAACCUGUAUCAAAAAAUCAGUAUCAUGAAGAUUCUGACGUGGAUAAAAAUAAUAUCAAAUCAAAUCAAAGAAGAAAUAUCCAACAAAAACAAAGAGAAAUGAAUGAUUUUAUCAAUGAUGAAUCAUUAUCAAGCAACGACAGUGAAAGCAUGUAUCAUAGUGCAUUAACAAAUCCUACAAUUUUUACAAGUAGCACCAAAUCCAAUCAAGUACCAGAUUCAAUUAAACGGCUUCAGCUAUUAUGCGAUUCGGACACUGAAGAUGAAAAUUAUAAAUCUAGCAGUCUCGGGAAUUUGAACAGAAGAAGAUUAUCAUUUAGCGAUGAAAGUUCGAGCACAAGUGAAUUUGAUCCUGGAGAUUAUGUACCACCAAAAUAUGUACAAAAUAAAGAUGUUAAGAGAUCGCAACCAUCCAAAGUAACAUCUAAAUUUCAAUCAAUGAUGACUAAGUCUAUGGAAUACGAAACCUUUCUAACAUCUCUAUCAAAUACGGUUCCAAUGCAUCGUGCUCAUCCGAAUGCAACGAAAUAUAGGCUACAUUAUAAGAAUAAUAAGGAAGAGUUAUGUAAGAAGUUGUACGGACUAUACAAUGAGAAAAUAUUUGACAAUGAGUUGCCUCGAGAUAUGUCAAUUGAAUGGAAUGUUCGUAUGACAAGAACUGCGGGAUAUUGUUAUAACAAAAAGAGUGUAUCAAGUUUUGGUGUCGUUAAAUCUUCAAGGAUUGUAUUAGCAACAAAGAUUUUAGAUACGCCAGAUAGACUAAGGGAUACUUUAAUACAUGAAAUGUGUCAUGCGGCAUCAUGGAUAAUAGAUGGUGUCUCAGAUGGUCAUGGACAUUUUUGGACAAGAUGGGCUAACAAAGCGAAAAAGAUAUUUCCUGAAUUGCCACCAAUACGUCGUUGUCAUAAUUACGAAAUUAAAUCUAAAUUUACAUAUAAAUGUACAGGCUGUGGAUACAGUAUUGGAAGACAUUCAAAAUCUUUGGACAUUGAGAAAAAGCGAUGUGGCUACUGUUAUGGAAAAUUUGAACUGUUAAUUAACAGGACAACAAAGUCUGGCACUGUGCACCAAGUGGAGACACCAAAGAGAGAACCUACCGGUUUCGCUCUUUAUGUGAAGCAGAAUUAUAAUUCAGUGAAAAAAGACAAGAGCAAUAUGAAGCACGCUGAAGUAAUGAAACUUUUAGGUCAGCAAUUUUCAGCAAUUAAAAUAGCAAAGAAAAAUGACGUAAUUAACAAUUAAAAAUGUCUUGGGGACACCUGGUUAAAUAUUUAUUGUAUACAAUUCGAUUGUUUUAGAAGUAUUUUUAGAAAUCUUGUACAAUUUGCAGUUUUAAUUAAUACUGAUUUUAGAGCAGGGUUUAGAGCUGAUAAUUGUAUGUAUUUAGAUUUUAAUAAUGGCAUGCCUUAUUACAGAGAUAAAUGCAUGCAAUUACAACGUAAAUAUUACAAGAUAUAUUUUAGAAAACUGAUCUUUUUUUACUAUUACAGGCAAUGGAAUUUAUGUGUGAGGUAUCUUAAGUAUUUUAUACAUUACACAUCUAUAUACACACACACAUGAGAUUUUUUAACUUGAAAUAUUAUUUACAACACGAGAUAUUUUGUAAACAUAGUAUUUAGAGAUGCGUACAAGUACUUUCUAUUAUUAAGUAGCAAAUAAUAUUUAUAACAUUAUUUAAACAGAAAUAAUGACAAAGUGCACGCUGAAAGUGUCACGUUGCGAGGACUUGUACUAAUUAUCUUAAUAAAAAGUUCGAUACGAGA